AUGGUGGUUGGACUGACUGGGGACAAUGGAGCACCUGUUCAGUGACGUGUGGGGACGGGUUAAAGUCUAGAUCACGUACCUGCACAAAUCCGGCACCCUCGCCUCUGGGAAAAUAUUGUGAUGGAGAUCCUAUAGAAGUUGUUUCCUGUAGGAAAAGCAAUUGUAGUCCAAAUAUAGUAUUUAAUGCCAAAGAUAUAACAAACAAAAAUCCUGACACUGGAAACACUAUUAUAUUUGGCUCUACUCUUCUUAAUGAAGGAAAUGCUUAUAAUAUAUCUACUGGAAUCUUCACUGCGCCUGUCAACGGAACGUACUCAUUUAGUUUACAAAUAUGUGCUACAUACACAAAAGAAGUCUACGCAGCUAUCAUGAUAGAUGGGACAACAUAUGCUACCUUAUAUGUUUAUGAUAAAGAUGCGCACACAUGUGAUAGUACAGAUACUGUCGCUGUUUUACAUGAACAUUCAAAAGUUUUUGUUGAUUGCAUUUCUGAUUGUAUGAGCAAUUAUAUAUAUGCAGAUUCUUGGCGUAUGAACACGUUCUCUGGAUAUCUAGUUCGGCAAUCUCUUGUUCAAAUGUCGUUAAUUUAUCAAAAUAUAGGACUCUCUGCCAUUCAGAUAGCGUCAUGUUUGGUACGUACAUGUUCUUAUGGUUAUCUAAUAAAUGAGAACAAGUUUCGUGCCAGUAGAUGGGACAAGAGCGCAAUUAACAACAGAAUGAUUGCAAUUACGUUAGGUUUUUCGAUAUACCUGCUGCUUUCCUUUCCAAAGACAUCUGACGCCUUGCAGUGUUACAAUUGUACCGACAUUGCUGACGUUGAUGAAUGUCUCACAGUGACAGAAUGCCAUGCCGGUCAGUCUUGUCACAUAGAAGUAAAAUCAACAGGACGAAGAAGCACCCUCGGAUGUACAGACAAUCAGUUAUGUGGAGUAAGUGCCAGUGGUGCCGGAAAUUUGAUCGGUCGACAGAUAAAUGGGAGACAAACUUUGGACUGCCAUGAAUGUUGUAGUAAAGAUAGAUGCAAUAAAAAUCUGUGUGCACAUUUGACACCCGGAGCAUGUAUUGAUGAUGUGAAAGUGGAUUGUGCUUUUCUAAAUAGCUUUUUCAUUAUUUGUAAGGAUAUUCAUCGAGCCAAGUUAAUCUGUCCAAAAUUCUGCUCACUGUGUUCACUUGUGGAUGGGAACUGGGCAACUUGGUCUCCGUGGUCUACAUGUGACGUCACCUGUGAAAAUGGGACACAGACAAGAACAAGACAAUGUUCCGAUCCUCCUCCAGCAAAUGGCGGACUUGAUUGCGCCGGAACACGCACUGAUAUAAAGACAUGCUUAAAACAACUUUGUCCAGUACAUGGUGGAUGGACAAAAUGGUCAAGCUGGGACGCGUGUUCUGUAACAUGUGGUGUAGGCAUAAAAAGACGACAUCGUAAUUGCUCGAACCCGAUACCAGACAGAAACGGACUACAAUGUUUCGGCGAUACAUUAGAUGAUAGAAUAUGCUUACCCGGUCCAUGCGCAAGUAGGUUUAUCUACACAUUAGAUGAUAGAAUAUGCUUACUGGGUCCAUGCGCAAGUAGGUUUCCUAAAAUUGCUUCUGUUUGUCAUGAUUUUAAUCAUGUAUGUUUAUUAAUUGACAAUUGCAAAAGGACAGAAACAGUGUCAUUAGACGGAAUGACGUUCAGGAGCAGAAUGAUUUUUCGUCUGCUUUGGGUUGCCUUAGUUUUCCAACUUUACAUUACUGGAACAGCGGGUCUACAGUGUUACAACUGUUCUAACAUAUCCAAUGUGGGCGAGUGUUUGACGAUAACGGAAUGUGGGGCAGGUCAGUCGUGUUACAUGGAGAAAAUGUCAUCUGGACAAACUGUUACCCUAGGAUGUACAGAUAACCAGCAAUGUGGUGUGACACAAGGUGUGGCCGGAAGUUUAGUUGGUAGAGGUGUUAACAAACGACAACAAUCCCAAUGUCACGAGUGCUGCAGCAUGGAUAAAUGCAAUAAGAAUCUUUGUUCUCACCUGAAACCUGGAACAUGUAUUGACGAUGCUAAAGCUGACUGUGCAUGGAUGAACACAUUUUUCAACAUAUGUCAAGAUAUUCAUCACGCAAAAUUAGUAUGUCCUAAGUUCUGCGCGCUAUGUUCAUUGGUGGAUGGAAACUGGGGAAGCUGGUCUCCAUGGUCAAUGUGUGAUGUCACCUGUGAAAACGGGACUCAAACUCGAACAAGAACUUGCACGGAUCCUGCCCCGGCACAAGGGGGUUUAGACUGUAUCGGCUCUAACAUAUCUACUAAAUCUUGCUCAAAGGAACUUUGCCCAGUGCAUGGUGGAUGGACUGCAUGGUCGAGCUGGGACGCGUGUUCUGUAACAUGUGGUGUAGGCAUAGAAAGACGACAUCGUAAUUGCUCGAACCCGAUACCCGACAGAAACGGACUUCAAUGUUUUGGCGACACUUUAGAUGUACAGAUGUGCUUUCCGGGUCCAUGUGCAAAUGGUGAUUGGACUAACUGGGGACAAUGGAGCACCUGUUCAGUGACGUGUGGAGACGGUUUAAAGUCUAGAUCACGAACCUGCACAAAUCCACCACCGUCAAUGAAUGGUCGAUAUUGUGAUGGAAUUCCCUUAGAAGAUGUUGUCUGUACAAAAAGCAGUUGUAGUCCAAAUAUAGUAUUUAAAGCCAAGAAUGUAACAAACACAAGUCCCGGCAAUGGACAAGCUAUAAUAUUUGGCUCUACACUUGUUAAUGAAGGAAAUGCUUAUAAUACAUCUACUGGAUUCUUCACUGCGCCUGUCAAUGGAACGUACUCAUUUAGUGUACAAAUUUGUUCGCACAACCAAAAAGAAGUCGUAGUAGAUCUCACAGUAGAUGGGAAUGCAUAUGCUACUCUACAUGUAUACGAUAGUAAUGAUGAGACAUGUAAUAGUGCAGAUACAGUUGCUGUUUUACAUGAACAUUCAAAAGUAUUUGUUAAAUGCACUGCUGGCUGCACCAACACUGCUAUAAAAAACCAAUGGUAUCUUGUGAACUCGUUCUCUGGAUAUCUGAUUCACCAAUACGCCUUGCAGUGUUACAAUUGUACCGACAUUGCUGACGUUGAUGAAUGUCUUACAGUGACAAAAUGCCAUGCCGGUCAGUCAUGUCAUAUAGAAGUAAAAUCCACAGGACAAAGAAGCACCCUCGGAUGUAUAGACAAUCAGCAUAUAUUUUUCAAAGUGCAUGGUGGAUGGACUAAAUGGUCGAACUGGAACGCGUGUUCUGCAACAUGUGGUGUAGGCAUAGAAAGACGACAUCGUAAUUGCUCGAACCCGAUACCAGACAGAAACGGACUUCAAUGUUUUGGCGACACUUUAGAUGAUAGAAUAUGCUUACUGCGUCCAUGUGCAAAUGGUGGUUGGACUAACUGGGGACAAUGGAGCGCCUGUUCAGUGACGUGUGGGGACGGGUUAAAGUCUAGAUCACGUUCCUGCACAAAUCCGUCACCCUCGCCUCUGGGAAAAUAUUGUGAUGGAGAUUCCUCAGAAGUUGUUUCCUGUAGGAAAAGCAGUUGUAGUCCAAAUAUAGUAUUUAAAGCCAAGAAUGUAACAAACAAAAAUCCUGGCACUGGAAACACUAUAAUAUUUGGCUCUACACUUAUUAAUGACGGAAAUGCUUAUAAUACAUCUACUGGAAUCUUCACUGCGCCUGUCAACGGAACGUACUCAUUUAGUAUACAAAUGUGCGCAAAUGUCAACAAAGAAGUCUUUGUAGAUCUCAUAGUAGAUGGGACAACAUAUGCUAUCUUAUAUGUUUAUGAUAGAUAUUCGUACCCAUGCAAUAGUGCAGAUACAUUUGCUGCUUUACAUAAGCAUUCAAAAGUAUUUGUUAAAUGCACUGAUGGUUGUACGAGCAAUUAUAUAUAUGCAGAUGUUUACCGUAUAAACUCGUUCUCUGGAUAUCUGAUUCACCAAUGUUGUGUCAACUAUAGAACUUCAACUCUUGAGCGACACAUGUCUUCUUCUGACCAUCAGAAUGCCCUUAUUGACCAACGUGGUCAGUCAGUUUUUCAAGCAUCUUUUAAGUCUGCAUUUGACAAAAAGAAAAGCUCAAUUAUUAGUGCUUUGCGUACAGUUUACUGGAUGUGUAAAGAAAAAAUUGCAACAUUGAAGUACAGUUCUCUUUUAAGCCUUCUUAAACUACAAGGUUGCCCAGAUAUUUUGACUUUGCAUUCUGGAGAUAAUGCCACCUAUGAGUCCGAGAGGGCUGCUGAAGAAUUUCAAGAUGCUUUAAAUCAUGUUAUAGAAAAUGAUAUGAAACAGAAACUAGCUUCAGCCCGCGCCGUUUCUCUAAUGUGUGAUGAGAGUGAUGAUGUUUCAGUUCAGAAAAAGUUGGUCAUAUUUGCUAGGUUUAUUCCUGAAUGCACUGACUUUCAGCCUGAAACUCAUUUUAUUGAGAAUGUUACUAUUGAUAAGGGUGAUGCUGAAACUGUGUACCAAUCAUUGAAAUCUGUGGUAAGUGAAAAGGGUAUAGAUUUUAGUAAUGUAAAGUUUUUUGGCUCAGAUGGAGCGGCAGUUAUGACUGGUAAAAAGUCUGGUGUUAGUGCUAGGCUUUCAAGUGAUCGGCCACUUAUUGUUAACAUUCACUGUAUGGCACACAAGCUAGCUUUAUGCACAAGUCAAGCAGCAGAGAUACAACCACUUAUUCAGUCAACAAUCUCACAGCUUGAACACUUAAAGCAGAAUAAUGGUCACUACAUGCAACUGUUUAACACAGCAUUGACUGAGAAUGGACUUGACUUGAGAGAUCACAGCAUCUCAGCAAGUAAAAACAAGCAAACACAUUUGAGUAACAUAAGAAGUGACUUUAUUCAAAAAAUAAUUGCUCAACUUAAUGUUAGAUUUCCACAGGAAGAUACAUCAGUUAUAAGUGCUCUGGCAGUCCUUGGUUUGAGAGGUAUAUCCUUUGUGCAGAAUAUUCCUGACCAUGGAAAGGAUGAAAUUAAUAAACUCUGUGAUUUCUAUGGUUUAAGUAAUAAUGACACAGACAGUGAACCUUACAUUGAUAGUAACCAAUUAAGGAUUGAGUGGGAAAUUUUAAAACCUCUUGUAAUUCAACAAAGGUAUCCAACUGACAAUAUAUAUAAUUUGUGGAAAUUGAUUUUUAUGUAUCACAAGGAGAUGUUUCCAAAUCUUUUAAAACUUGCUGAGCUUGCUCUUAUUGCACCCUUACAAACUGCUGACUGUGAAAGGGGUUUUUCUACCCAGAAUGAUAUUAAAUCAUCAGACAGAAAUAGAUUGUCCUCUAACAGACUGAAUAAAUUAAUGAGGAUAUCUCUGCACAAAGUUGACAUAGCUGAUUUUGAUUUUGAUAAAGCUGUAGAUGCAUGGCUAUCAGUGAAAAAUAAGAGAGCUUUCUCCAGUACAAACGCCCUGCAGUGUUACAAUUGCACCGACAUUGCUGACAUUGAUGAAUGUCUUACAAUGACAGAAUGCCAUGCCAGCCAGUCUUGUUACAUAGAAGUAAAAUCAACAGGACAACGAAGCACCCUCGGAUGUACAAACAACCAGUUAUGUGGAGUAAGUGCCAGUGGUGCCGGAAAUUUGAUCGGUCGACAGAUAAAUGGGAGACAAACUUUGGACUGCCAUGAAUGUUGUAGUAAAGAUAGAUGCAAUAAAAAUCUGUGUGCACAUUUAACACCCGGAGCAUGUAUUGAUGAUGUGAAAGUGGAUUGUGCUUUUCUAAAUAGCUUUUUCAAUAUUUGUAAGGAUAUUCAUCGAGCCAAGUUAAUCUGUGCAAAAUUCUGCUCACUGUGUUCACUUGUGGAUGGGAAUUGGGCUAGCUGGUCUCCAUGGUCUACAUGUGACGUCACCUGCGAAAAUGGGACUCAAAAAAGAACAAGACAAUGUUCCGAUCCUCCUCCAGCAAAUGGAGGACUUGACUGUACCGGAACACGCACUGAUAUUAAGACAUGCUCAAAACAACUUUGUCCAGUGCAUGGUGGAUGGACAAAAUGGUCGAGCUGGGACGCGUGUUCUGUAACAUGUGGUGUAGGUAUAGAGAGGCGGCAUCGUAAUUGCUCGAACCCGAUACCAGACAGAAGCGGACUUCAUUGUUUCGGCGACACAUUAGAUGAUAGAAUAUGCUUACCAGUUCCAUGCGCAAAUGGUGGUUGGACUGACUGGGGACAAUGGAGCACAUGUUCCGUGACUUGUGGAGAGGGCAUAAAGUCUAGAUCACGUACCUGCACAAACCCAUCACCCUCACUCAAUGGAAAAUAUUGUGAAGGGGAUUCUUUAGAAGUUGAUUCUUGUAAAAAAAUUAGAUGCAGUACACAUGUAGUAUUUAAAGCUAAGGGUGUAACGAACAGAAGUCCCGCCAUUGGAGAAACUGUAAGAUUUGGUUCUACACUCAUCAACGAAGGGAAUGCCUACAAUACGGCUACUGGAAUCUUCACUGCACCUGUUGGUGGAAUAUAUUCGUUUAGUACACAGAUUUGUGCUGUUACUAACCAUGAAAUCUCACUAGAAAUCAUAGUAGAUGGAGUACCACAUGCUAAACUAUUUGUAUAUGAUAAAGACUCGUAUCCAUGCGAUAGUACAGACACAGUUGCUGUUUUACAUAAACAAUCAAAAGUCUGGGUGAAGUUCACCUUUGGCAGUACGGCCAAUGUUACUAGUAUAUUUGAACAUAGUUAUCGUAUGAACUCGUUCUCAGGAUAUCUGGUUCACCAAUAAACUCAUCUUUGGUGCUUAAAUUUCAGGAUGCAAUUAUU
This is a messenger RNA of Ruditapes philippinarum (Manila clam), 6739 nucleotides long. RefSeq lists its product as uncharacterized. NCBI's taxonomy places the organism in Eukaryota, Metazoa, Mollusca, Bivalvia, Venerida, Veneridae. The record is from RefSeq and is a predicted model, not a curated record. Gene Ontology annotation, molecular function: protein dimerization activity. The annotation marks the transcript as partial. The transcript has 35 exons.